Ictidomys tridecemlineatus (thirteen-lined ground squirrel) is the source of this 4073-nucleotide messenger RNA. It is a transcript of the gene Pde7a, whose product is annotated as phosphodiesterase 7A. Gene Ontology annotation, biological process: signal transduction. Lineage: Eukaryota; Metazoa; Chordata; Mammalia; Rodentia; Sciuridae. The record is from RefSeq and is a predicted model, not a curated record. Gene Ontology annotation, molecular function: 3',5'-cyclic-nucleotide phosphodiesterase activity.
UGUAAAUUCUAACUAAACAAGGGAAGGAGCUUUUUACUUAGUGCUUUUUUUCAAUGAUUUCAUCUUUGCCAUUGGGUACACAGCCUGGCACAUAGUAACAGCUUAGUAAAUAUGCUAAACCCUUGAAUGAAAGUUCAUAAAAAGCUUUUUCUCAUCAAUACUACCCAAGACUGUGUAAUGAACUGCAGGCUUGUUAGGGGACAAAGCCAUCUGCGUAUCCACAGUACACAAAUGAUGAUUCUAAAAUAUUAAAAAGAGACUGAAUAGUUAGUAGCCGCCUACUACUAUGGAUGGUCAUGAAGAUGGGUGAGUAGAGGCAUAGUCUGUGAUUAGAUGGCUCACUCAGUCAUGAGAGUAACACUUAUACCAAAAAUGUUAAGAUAUUAAUGAGAUUGCCAAGUGGUUUUGAGAAUAAUUUUAGUUAUUUGAAAACGCACUGAUCUUUGUCAGUAAAUCCUGAACAAGUGAAUUAUAAUGUUAAGUAGCACAGAGAAUAUUUAUGACAGUCUCUAACGUUCAUGAAGUGAUUCUAGCUCCAAAGGAAAUAAAAAGUUGAAGAAAUUCAAUGUUAGAAGUUGGAAAGAGUAAAAUACAUUAAUAUCUUCAAAUGCAAUGAUUAUGUCUGUGAAACUGGCCUAUGUGGAAAGAAUGAGGAAAUUUUUAGUCCUGUAAAGUAUUUUUUGAAAGUUGUUUCAAGACAUUCUCUUAGUAUUAAGAUUGUAGGAGUGUUUGGUGCUAGCCUGAGAUCCCUUCUGUCUAUAUUUUGGGAGAUUGUUAGGUCAGCUAGGGUUUUCCCCCCUCUUCCAGCAUUACUUAAGCUGUUCUACUCUUGCACUGGGGUUGUGGCAUUAAGCAUGCCAUGGAUAAGAAGCCUGGCUGGGCAGUGCAUUCUCAAAAGUCAGGUGCUUACUGUUGGAAGGCAGCUGCUUGAGGUUCAAGGCAGUUAGUGUCCCUCUCUUCUGCCUCGGGACAGCUGGUUGUUUAUCAGACUCCUGAGAAGUCUUCCUUGCUCAUUGCUCACUGGUAAAGGAGAGAGAGAGAUUAUGCAGCGGGCUUUUGAUUGAUUCAAUGGGAAUUACAUUGAUCUGGUGUCUGGCCUUGGUUCUUAUAAAGUGGAUCACUUCUAAGCGGCGUGGAGCUAUUUCUUAUGACAGUUCUGAUCAGACUGCACUGUACAUUCGUAUGCUAGGAGAUGUACGAGUAAGGAGCCGAGCAGGAUUUGAAUCAGAAAGAAGAGGUUCUCAUCCAUAUAUUGAUUUUCGUAUUUUUCACUCUCAAUCUGAAUUUGAAGUGUCUGUCUCUGCAAGGAAUAUUAGGCGGUUACUAAGUUUCCAGCGGUAUCUCAGAUCCUCACGCUUUUUCCGUGGUACUACUGCUUCCAGUUCUCUAAACAUUUUAGAUGAUGAUUAUAAUGGACAAGCCAAGUGUAUGCUGGAAAAAGUUGGAAAUUGGAAUUUUGAUAUCUUUCUAUUUGAUAGACUAACAAAUGGAAAUAGUCUAGUAAGUUUAACCUUUCAUUUAUUUAGUCUUCAUGGAUUAAUUGAGUACUUCCAUUUAGAUAUGAUGAAACUUCGUAGAUUUUUAGUUAUGAUUCAAGAAGAUUACCACAGUCAAAAUCCUUAUCAUAAUGCAGUCCAUGCUGCAGAUGUUACUCAGGCCAUGCACUGUUACUUAAAGGAACCUAAGCUUGCCAAUUCUGUAACUCCUUGGGAUAUCUUGCUGAGCUUAAUUGCAGCUGCCACUCAUGAUCUGGAUCAUCCAGGUGUUAAUCAACUUUUCCUUAUUAAAACUAACCAUUACUUGGCAACUUUAUACAAGAAUACCUCAGUACUGGAAAAUCACCACUGGAGAUCUGCAGUGGGCUUAUUGAGAGAAUCCGGUUUAUUCUCACAUUUGCCAUUAGAAAGAAGGCAGCAAAUGGAGACUCAGAUAGGUGCUUUGAUACUGGCCACAGAUAUCAGUCGUCAGAACGAGUACCUGUCAUUGUUUAGGUCCCAUUUGGAUAGAGGUGACUUGUGCCUAGAAGAUGCCAGACAUAGGCAUUUGGUUUUACAGAUGGCUUUGAAAUGUGCUGAUAUCUGUAACCCUUGUCGGACCUGGGAAUUAAGCAAACAAUGGAGUGAAAAAGUAACAGAAGAAUUCUUCCACCAAGGAGAUAUAGAAAAAAAGUAUCAUUUGAGUGUGAGUCCACUUUGUGAUCGUCAGACUGAAUCUAUUGCCAACAUCCAGAUUGGUUUUAUGACUUACCUAGUGGAACCGUUAUUUACAGAAUGGGCCAGGUUUUCAGACACAAGGCUAUCCCAGACAAUGCUUGGACAUGUGGGACUGAAUAAGGCCAGCUGGAAGGGGCUGCAGAGAGAGCAGUCUAGCAGCGAGGAUGCCGAUGCCGCAUUUGAGUUGAACUCAAAGUUAUUACCUCAGGAAAACCGGUUAUCAUAACCCCUGAACCAGUGGGACAGACUGCCUCAUGGAGGUUUUUAGUAAUGUGAAACGGGGUCUUGAGGUGAGAGAACUUACUCUUGACUGCCAAGGUUUCCAAGUGAAUGAUGCCAGCAUUAUUUAUUUCCAAGAUUUCCUAAGUUGGAUCAUUUGAACCCACUUUUUAAUUAUAAGACCUGAACAUACAGCAAUAUGCUUUUGGCUUUUGUGUGAAACCUUGAAUAUGCAAAGCCCAGCAGGAGAACCCGAAAAGAGUAAAAAAAGAAGUUUCUCAGUGUGCCACGCAUUUUUCAAAGCAUUUAUUCUUCAAACAUGAAACUUGAACUGAAUCUUUCAGCAGCAAUCUCUUGGAAUUCAACCAGUCUGAUGCAACAUUGUGUAUCUGUACCUUCCACUAAGUUCUCUCUGAGAAAAAGGAAAUGUGAAGUGCCCAGCCUCUGCUGCCUCUGGCAAGACUCAGUGUUUACAAAUCAACUCUGAAAAUAUUGGUUCUAAAUUGCUUUGGAGCAUGAUUGUGAAGGAACCACUAAAAAAAAAAAAAAAAAAAAAAUUUAAAGAUCAAACUUUAGACUGCAGCUCUUCCCCCUGUUUGCCUUUUUUCUUCUUUGGAUGCCACCAAAGCCUCCUGUUUGCUGUAUUUUAUUUCGUGCACUGGAAGCUGAGCAUUUAUUCCAGUGCAUUUAUCAUAGAGUACUGCCAAGCUUCUACUCCAGUGCUGUUUGGCAAUGCAGUUUUUUUUAACUGUUAGUUUUUAAUUUGGGGUGGGAGGGGAGGAACGCCAAUGUCCUAGCUGUGUUAUGAUUCUGCAGUGAAGACAUUGCAUGUUGUUUUCACUACUGUACACUUGACCUGCACAUGCAAGAAAAAGGUGGAAUGUUUAAAACACCAUAAUCAGCUCAGGGUAUUUGCCAAUCUGAAAUAAAGUGGGAUGGGGAAGUGUGUCCUUCAGAUCCAGGGUACUAAAGUCCCUUUCGCUGCAGUGAGUGAGAGGUAUGUUGUGUGUGAAUGUGUGGAUGUAUGUUUGCGUGCAUGUUUGUGCAUGUGUGACCGUGCAUGUGUUAUGUUCAUCCAUGUGGGAAAGGAUUGGAAAUGUAAGCUUUUAUUUAUUAUUUUAGAAUGUGACAUAAUGAGCAGCCACACUUGGGGGAGGGGGAUGUAGGUAAGCUGUAACAGAUUGCUCCAGUUGCCUUAAACUAUGCACAAAGCUAAGUGACCAAACUUCUCGUUUUGAUUUGAAAAAAGUGCAUUGUUUUCUUGUCCCUCCCUUUGAUGAAACGUUACCCUUUGAUGGGCCUUUUGAUGUGAACAGAUGUUUUCUAGGACAAAAUUUAAGGACUAAUUUUAAACUUAAAACAUUCCACUUUUGUAAUUUGUUUUAAAAUUGUUUUAUGUAUAGUAAGCACAACUGUAAUCUAGUUUUAAGAGAAACCGGUGCUUUCUUUUAGUUCAUUUGUAUUUCCCUUGUUACUGUAAAAGACUGUUUAUUAAUUAUGUUUACAGUUUGUUGCAACAGCCAUUUUCUUGGGAGAAAGCUUGAGUGUAAAGCCAUUUGUUAAAGGCUUUGCCAUACUCAUUUUAAUACGUGCCUGUUGCUGUUAACUUUUGAUGAAUAAAAACCUAUCUUUUCACAUUUU